ACUGCAGAGUGGCAAAAACGACAGCAUCUCGUGAAGAUGCUGGCAAUAUUAAAAGGCAGAGAUCUACGAGGGUAACUCGCAGUCGUCGGUACAAUUUUAAAUACCUUACAUCUCUAUAAUCCAUCAAACAAGGACAUGGACACUCUCUCUAGCGCAGAAAGAUUGGAGGAAUCAUCUUUUCUCAGUCCUCAGCAAUCUUCCGGCCCAGACAAACCGACGAUGGCUUUAUUUAACAGCAAAAACUUGAACGAUCAAAAUGACGUGAUAAACUUUGUGAAGAUGUGCCAACAAAAGUGCAAGAGCGAAUUGCCAGAGGAUUUCGACUUGUGGCCGAUCGAUCAGCAACUCGACCACCUUACGAGCAACGUCGACAAAUAUUUCCCGAAUAUACCCGCGUCACUGAGAUUUAUCCUACCUUCAGUGUUCAAGAGUCAAGACUAUGAACAAUCUGUGAGCGAAAAGCCAGACUGGCUCGACAUGGCCAAAUUCCGUCGCGGCCAGGCGUUCGCACUGCGUUAUUUCAACGGAAUCUGCCUGGCCCAUAUGAUAUCUCUGUUUGAAGUGUUUACUUUCGUCGACGGGAUGAAGACUUUGAUUCUCAGCCAGAAGUCCAAUACACCGUAUAAAGCCAGCCAGCGGUACAUGUCAACCACAAUUCGCGUGAAACACUGGUACGAGGAGGAUCCAUGGGACCCAAAGACGCGGGCUCACCAAGAUAUACAGGCGGUGCGCAAAAUGCACCUGGCGAUGAGACGAAAGCUCUGCAGUUAUGAUUACAAUCAGAUCGACGAGAACUCUAAGAUCCCGUACGCCUUCUGCCCGAUGCUAAAGACGUUCACAGAGGACUUGAGAGACUCAUGUUCGGAGACGAAAGACCUUCAGUGUCCGUACACGAUGAUGCGAACUAAAGGUAUCAACCAAGGCGAAAUGUCGGGCACGCAGUUCGCCUACGUAGGUCUGAUAGUGCUCUAUCCAAAGAAGUUCGGGAUACACCACGUCAGCGACCACGACCUGGACGCCUUUUGCCACCUGUGGCGCGCGAUCGGCUAUUUGUUGGGUAUCGAGGAUCGUCACAACUUUUGCCAAGGCAGCCUGCAAGACGUGCAAAGACGCUCUAGAGACUUCAUCGAGUACUGGCUGAAGCCGAACCUGCAUACAGUGACGCCUGAGUGGGAGCACAUGUCCAUGUGUGUCUUCAAAGGUAUGCGCUACUAUAUACCGAUGACUUCUUACAAGGUGUACCUGCUCUACUUGUGUGAUAUUUUGGACUUGAAGAUGCCGCGCUUGCAUAAGUAUUUGAGCUGGUUGGAGAACGUAGUAUAUGUAUUUUAUAAAUUUCUAUUCGAUUACGCAACGAUGUUGCCGUUCAUUACCAAUGUCCUGAAUGUGUAUAUGUGCGCGCGUCUGAAUUUGGCGGAGAACUACGGACCGAAACGGAACUUUGGAGCGAAAGAGUAUAACAAAUCCUACGAAAGAAAAUUACAUGAAACAGUAAAAUUCCAUAAGUCGAUGUGACUUUCAACAAAUAAAUAACCAAACGAUUAAUUGUGUAAGUCAUUAUGUAAUUUAUAAUGGUUAAUAUCGUUAAUUGUUGUUAAUUUGUGUUAUUAUUAUUACUUAAUAUAUA
Messenger RNA from Harpegnathos saltator (Jerdon's jumping ant), 1627 nucleotides. RefSeq lists its product as uncharacterized. Lineage: Eukaryota; Metazoa; Arthropoda; Insecta; Hymenoptera; Formicidae. The transcript has 3 exons. The record is from RefSeq and is a predicted model, not a curated record. The coding region runs from base 136 to 1515 and encodes 459 amino acids.